GCUACUUAUUAGAGGAAGUGAAACCAAAGAUGGGUUUAAAGCGCAAAAGUUUCAUGAAAAAUGUGAUGGCAAAGGUCCGACACUAUUACUUUUGAAAAUCCAUACGGGUGAAAUUUUGGGAGGUUACAAUCAUCAAAGUUGGAAUCAAAAAAAAAUAAAUAUUAUAAAUCUAAAAACGAAUAAGAGUUUUAUUUUUAGACUUAAUGAAAAUAAUCCUGAAAAUUCUUUAAUAGGCAAACCGGCUAGAACUAUAUUAUUAUUUAAUUUAGCAAAGGAACCAGGUCUUUUAUUUGGUCAGGAUUUAUGUUUGAAAAAGGAUUUUAAAGAUGAAAAUAAUUAUUGUAAAAAGUCAGUUUAUAAUUCAAAAAUUAGAGAUACGAGUGAAAAAUUUUCUGUAGAAGAUUAUGAAGUUUUUCAAAUAUUUGAAAGAGAAGAACAAGCAAUUAACUAA
This is a messenger RNA of Racocetra fulgida, 451 nucleotides long. Lineage: Eukaryota; Fungi; Glomeromycota; Glomeromycetes; Diversisporales; Gigasporaceae. The record is from the annotation of a GenBank genome assembly.